UUGUUGUGGUGGUGUGAGAGCGAGAGCCUCUCACACACGCGGAGAGGGAGAGGUGGAAGGCUGCGCGGUGCGGGGAGCCUUUUUGGACGCGGUGGAUUGUACGUGCGUGGGCAGCGAGGAUGCGAGGAGUUGGGAGGCAUAUUCGCUGGAUGUAUCGCAGCAUGCUCUUUGCAGCGUGCACCUGAACGCCGCCGGCGUUGCUGCUGUGCUGGAGCUCCCUUCCAAACGAAAGAAAAGCUUCGCUCCCCGCCUCUUUUAACGCGUGAUGCUGGGAGAAAAGUUUGGGAAGAUACGCAGACGAAGCCACUCCUCGGCAAGACCAGCACAAGAGCCCCGUGAUGACUUGAGGAGUCGUCGCUGAGGAUUCAAGCAGCAGCCAAGACGACAGAGCGAGAAGAUAAGACGAGGGUGGGAAAAAAAGCCUCCAGAAAAGAGAGCGAACCUUCACCAUGGCAGUCAAGUGCGGAGCGAUGGAGGUGCUGAUCCUGGCUGCGCUCUCGUGGAUGUGCGUGUGGGCCGAGGAGAAGAUCAUCUUUGACAGGCACUCCGUCUACUGGAACAGCUCCAACCCCAAGUUCUGGCACGGGGAGUACCGGGUGGCGGUGAACAUCAAUGACUACCUGGACGUCUACUGCCCGUACUACGAGGGCCCGCCCAGUCACGGGCGAAUGGAACGCUACAUCCUUUUCAUGGUCAACCACGAGGGCUACGCUAGCUGCCAGCACCGGCUGCGCGGCUUCAAGCGCUGGGAGUGCAACCGGCCCAGCGGCGCCGACGGCCCGCUCAGGUUCUCCGAGAAGUUCCAGCUCUUCACGCCCUUCUCGCUGGGCUUCGAGUUCAGGCCCGGACACGAGUACUACUACAUCUCAUCUCCUCAUCCGAACCACGUGGGCCGAGCGUGUCUCAAGCUGAAGGUGUAUGUCAGACCUCCUGGCUCGGGAUACGAUUCCCCGGAGCCGUUCCUGACCGACGGCGGUCCGAGCCGGAGAGCAGACUCGGCGACCCCUCUAGCCGCUCUAGCCUGGCUGCUGCUGGGACUCUUCUCCUGGCAAUGAACCAACUCUCCCUCUUCCUGGAGCUCCUGCCUCGGGAUGCCAGGCUGGGCUGGGCCGGGCAGGACAGGACAGGGCUGGCUGUCCCUCCCUCGAAACUCCCCCCCCCUCAGGGAAGCCCUUUGACCCCUGCUCGCCCCAUCCACCUCCCCUUCCCACCCCCACUUGUCGACAAUGCGACCACCAGCCACCACCACUGCCAGCCCCCCGUCCCCGCCCCCUUUGCGGGCCUGGCGAGUCUGCAGGGUGGACCAGAUUUGUUGCACUCUGGGAAAUGUCCUCUCACUCGUAUCGGGAUCUUCUUUGGAUGUGACGAUCGACCAGGUAGAUGUAGCCGUGGAUACGAUUCGACUUGUCAUCCAUCCAGGUCGGCCCGGAUGCACAAAACAGUUUUUGUACUCCCAAAGCCUGAAGCGCAAGUAGCCAUGCCCGCAUUUUUUUUUGUACAAGCUAAUCCAAUUGCCGUCGACUAAACAGAACCGGGUCACGCGAGUGCACGGUGACGACUUUAAGUAAACUCGUGGGUGGGCCGGGCGAGGUCUGGUGUAUAUUUUCAGCUGGGACGUCUUCUUGUCUUGUGUGUUGUUUCUAAACGAAAGCAUUUAUCACCGCCUGCUCUCAGCACGGGCGCAGUCUGCACUUGUCUUAGUCCAACGGGUCGGGUGACUUCCGGAACCAUGACUUUACUCCUGUAUGAAUGUACCACCGGUCACCCACCUCUUUGUGUAUGUGUUUCGUUACGACUGCGCUCACUUCUCUCAGACCGGCGAGGUCCAGGAGGGGAACGGGUUCUCGGGACCGGGAGGUGUUGUUUUUUUUUUUUAAAUGGCGGUUCGGGUCAGGGGAUGAAGAGAAGAGGUGGCGACACGCAAGUUGCAUGACCACUGUGAAACCUUCAGAACAAUCUUGUUUGUAUCGAUGCUCUAUUUUUUCAUGGGGAGAACCGGAAGCACUCUACCGCCACUCUCGGUCCUCCCGAGACUUUCUAAGAGGAUUCUCUCUCUUCACGCCGUCCACGUGGUAGUUCAGGGAGUAUCCAGAAUGGCAGAUCCGACGGACCCACUCGGUGAAAACAAACUGAACCAUCCGAGAGACUCAACCGGACCGCAGCGGACGUUGAUGCUUAUCCCGGUCUCGGCUCCUGAAACCUGGCUGUAGGGAAGGAAGCGCGUGGACUGUGGUGUGUGUGCUAGCUCCACAAACACACAUACACACAUAUGUACACACUUCUCACACACAUGCAGUCCUCUUGGGUAGCCUUCGUGGUUUGUUUAAUGUCAAAAGAUUGGGGCGGGGAGGUUGUUGCUGGGAAGGAAACAUGGAAGAGCAAAGCACUGUGAACACACACACACAUGCAGAUAAACACGUCAGUCUGUCCUCACAAGAAUUUAGUAGGAUUUCCUACAAAAUCCAGUUAGUAGAAAACUGACAGUUUUUACAUGGUAAUUUUAUGGAAAUCUCUUAUUUUAAAACGGUGGCAUCUUUCUGACAAGUUCAUGUCGGCCAUUUUGAUGGACUGUGAUUUAAGACAAGGCAACUUUCCUGACGCCAUUUCCCACUAAUUUCUUGUGAGUCGGGGAUGAGAUGUAGAAAAGCACACGAUACAAGGCACGCACACACACACACAAACAAGGGGAAGCACCUCCUUCCCGGUUUCCUCUUAUUUUUGUAGCAUUUAAAAAAAAAUCACUGUUAAGGAUUCCUGCGUGGAAUGCAGUGGUGGGAGGGUGAGAAUGAGAGUAGCCUGUGGAAGAUUAAAACAAACAAACAAACAAACAAUAAAAAUGAAAAAGACGCGUCUUUUAUCCCA
Messenger RNA from Syngnathus acus (greater pipefish), 2862 nucleotides. RefSeq names its product ephrin-A2a (gene efna2a). The transcript is spliced from 5 exons. Gene Ontology annotation, molecular function: ephrin receptor binding. The record is from RefSeq and is a predicted model, not a curated record. Bases 450 to 1055 code for a protein of 201 amino acids. Gene Ontology annotation, cellular component: plasma membrane. Lineage: Eukaryota; Metazoa; Chordata; Actinopteri; Syngnathiformes; Syngnathidae. Gene Ontology annotation, biological process: ephrin receptor signaling pathway; osteoclast differentiation; axon guidance.